Haplochromis burtoni (Burton's mouthbrooder) is the source of this 959-nucleotide messenger RNA. Its product is annotated as NACHT, LRR and PYD domains-containing protein 12. The transcript is spliced from 5 exons. The annotation marks the transcript as partial. NCBI's taxonomy places the organism in Eukaryota, Metazoa, Chordata, Actinopteri, Cichliformes, Cichlidae. Gene Ontology annotation, biological process: regulation of apoptotic process. The record is from RefSeq and is a predicted model, not a curated record.
UGAUAUUGCUUAAUCCCUGGUUCCCCACAAGCACCUCCCUUCCUGCUCUUCCUGUUUCGCUUCUCUUUGCUGAUCUCCGUGUCAGACGACCGUCUUUAGCACAAACAGCACAGAUCUGCCGGACUCACAGCUGGACCAACAAGGCAGAGUGGAACCAGACCAGCAGCAGAAAGAUGAUGAAAGAACCUGUAGAAGAAUCACCAACUAAAGCAGCUUCCACGGCAGAAGAGGAGCUUGCCAGGGUGCGGUCAGCUUUUGUUUGGAGGGUGUCAACAGAAAUCCUUAAACAGCUCCUUGAGGCCCUUGUAAGUGACGGUGUCUUAAAUGAAUUGGAGAAAGAAUCAAUACUGGAAGGGAACCCAGUCAGAGCAGAUAAGGCACGUUGCUUCAUUGAUACAGUGAGGAAGAAAGGGGACAAAGCCAGCAGGAUCAUGGUCAGACAUCUUCAGACUAUAGAUCUCUCCCUUUUCUCUCAGCUGCGUUUAUACUCUGAUCCAUCUGCUCAACAAGAGGCUCUUCAAAGUUGUCAGCCUCGGCUUAAAUCUAAGUUGAAGAAGAAGUUCCAGUGUGUGUUUGAGGGGAUCGCUAAAGCAGGAAACCCAACCCUUCUGAAUAAGAUCUACACAAAGCUCUACAUCACAGAGGGAGGGACUGCAGAGAUCAGUGAUGAACAUGAGGUCCGACAGAUUGAAACCGCAUCCAGGAAAUCAGAUAGACCAGAAACCAGAGUCGGACAAGAAGACAUGUUUAAAGAUUCACCUGGAAAAGAUGAACCAAUCAGAACAGUGCUGACAAAUGGAGUGGCUGGCAUUGGGAAAACAGUCUUAACACAGAAGUUCACUCUGGACUGGGCUGAAGACAAAGCCAACCAGGACAUCCAGUUCAUAUUUCCAUUCACUUUCAGAGAGCUGAAUGUGCUGAAAGAGGAAAAGUUCAGCUUGGUGGAACUUGGAGGAAUC